AUGAUAGAAGACACCCAGUUGACGGAGGAAAUCCUCAACGCAGAGCUGUUGAACGAGAAUAACGAGCAGACCACCCUUCAGGCAGAAAUCGAAAAGAACAAGGAACUCAAUGGAGUGGUAAUCUUCGUGUAUCCUAAAGCAGACACACCAGGAUGUACCGAACAGGCCAAGCUGUACAAGGAGAAGUUUGAGGAGUUCACGUCCAAUAACUAUGCUGUGUAUGGAUUGUCCGCCGAUUCAGCUGAUGCGCAGCUAAAAUGGAAGGAGAAAUUGGAACUGCCCUUUGGACUGCUCUGUGACGUGGAGAAGAAUGUGCUAAACUUAAUGGGAUUCCUGAAGGAGGACGAGAAAAUUGCCCGAUCACAUGUAGUGAUAAAGAACGAUUCUGUUGUGUCGUAUUUUAAAAAAGGGGUGAAACCAGGAAUGUCCGCAGAGAACGUGCUGAACUUUAUUAUUAAUGGAGAGAAAGAAGAGGACAAUGCGAAUGCAGAUGGAAACGAUGAUGAUGCAGCUGAGGAUGAGACGGAAGGUGGAAACGUUAAUGGAGACAUUAAGGAAGAAGGUAAUGAAGACGGAGAGGAAGGAGAUACCAAAGUUGAAGGCACAGAAGGUAAUGAAGAAGAAGGAGGAGAAAACAACGAUGCUGAAGGGGAAGGAAAGAAUGAUGAAAAUGGCAAAGUGAAGGCGGCUGCUUCUUCAUCUGCAUCGAAGAAAUCAAAAGGUGGUGCUUCUGCAGGAGGAAAUGCUGCAAAGAGCAAAAAGAAAACCGUUAAGAAAAGCAACAACGCAGGAAGCAAGAAUAGCAAAGCGGCCAAGAAAGGAACGGCUGUGAAAAAAGAAAUAAAGAAAAAAGGGAACAACAAAGGACAACAGCAAAAGAAGAAUGGAAAGGUGACACCGAAGAAUAAACUUGCCAAAGGAAAGAUGGCAAAUACGAAAAAAGGAGGCUCAGGUGGAAAUGUUAAAAAAGAGAACAAAAACAACAAGAACAACAAGAACAAUAAAAAUGUGAAGAAUAACGCAGCAAAGAACAGCAAAAAUAACAGUAAGGCAAAUAAAAAUAUGAACAAGAAAAAUGUCAACAGCAAGGAUAAACAGAAAGGAGGAGCUGGGGGCAAAGUGAAGGGCAAAGGUGGAAACGCAAAUGCCAAUAAAAAAUCCAUGAACAAUAAUAUGAACAAGUCAGGUGGAAAGAAAAACGUCAAAGGAAAGGAGGCAAAUAAAAAAGUUGCCAACAAGAAAAUAGACAAGAAGAACGUGCAGGUGUCUAAGAAGAGCAACAGCGCCGCGGGAGGCAAAAACAAAAAUGCAAACAUAAGCAAGAACAGCGCGAAGAGCAACAAGAACGCGAAAAAGAUGGUCAAGAAAAAAUGA
This is a messenger RNA of Plasmodium coatneyi, 1374 nucleotides long. Its product is annotated as Merozoite capping protein 1. The coding region runs from base 1 to 1374 and encodes 457 amino acids. Gene Ontology annotation, biological process: cellular response to oxidative stress; cell redox homeostasis. The transcript has 3 exons. NCBI's taxonomy places the organism in Eukaryota, Apicomplexa, Aconoidasida, Haemosporida, Plasmodiidae. Gene Ontology annotation, molecular function: thioredoxin peroxidase activity. Gene Ontology annotation, cellular component: cytoplasm. The record is from RefSeq and is a predicted model, not a curated record.